This is a messenger RNA of Acanthocheilonema viteae, 1791 nucleotides long. NCBI's taxonomy places the organism in Eukaryota, Metazoa, Nematoda, Chromadorea, Rhabditida, Onchocercidae. The record is from the annotation of a GenBank genome assembly.
AUGUCUACUGGAAACAUAAAUAUUAAGUCACGAAAACUUGAUGAGGCAGUACAUGAAGGAUGGCUGAUGAAGAGGGGUGAACAUAUCAAGAAUUGGCGGCCAAGAUAUUUCGUUCUUUUCAAAGAUGGUGCAUUGUUAGGGUUUAGAGCGAAACCUGAUCCAGACCAGCCGCUUCCCGAUCCUUUGAAUGAUUUUACAGUUAAAAAUGUUCAGUUGAUGAAAGUAGAGAGGCCAAAGCCAAAUACAUUCCUAGUUCGUGGUCUUCAAUGGACAACUGUCAUUGAACGAAUGUUUAACGCUGAGACUGCUGAAAUACGUGAGGGCUGGAUUAAUGCAAUAAAGAUUGUUUCGGAUUCACUUAAGGAGUCGGAAUCUCAAAUGGAUACCGAAAUGAUGGAGGAAUCGGGUGUUCUGUCAGAAGUAAAUCGUCAAACAACAGCUGCGCAUGAACAGUUCAAAAUGUCGAUGAGUGGAGGAAGAGAUAUGAUGAGUAUGGCUGAUGCUGCAGAAGCUGCACGAAGAGAUGAGAUUUCCUUAGAAGAUUUCGAAUUUCUGAAAGUGCUGGGUAAAGGUACUUUUGGUAAAGUUAUCUUAUGUAAAGAACAGCGAACGAGGAAACUUUAUGCGAUUAAAAUACUGAAGAAAGAAGUCAUUAUUCAAAAGGAUGAAGUGGCGCAUACCUUAACAGAGAACCGUGUAUUGCAGAGAUGCAAGCAUCCAUUUUUAACUCAGCUGAAGUACAGUUUUCAAACGCCUUUUCAUUUAUGUUUCGUGAUGGAAUUUGCGAAUGGUGGUGAAUUAUUCUUCCAUUUACAACAGAAUCGGAUCUUUAGCGAAACAAGGACACAAUUUUACGGCGCCGAAAUUAUCCUUGCACUUGGUUACCUGCAUGAACAGUGCAUUGUUUAUAGGGAUAUGAAGGAGCUACGAUAUUCAUUUCAAACCAACGAUCGGCUCUGUUUUGUCAUGGAAUUUGCGAUUGGUGGCGACCUUUAUUAUCAUCUAAAUAAGGAGGUACAGUUGAAAAGAGCAGGAUUCAGUGAAUCACGAACUGGCUUCUACGGUGCUGAAAUCGUAUCCGCAGUUGGCUAUUUGCACGCCAACGACAUUAUUUAUCGGGAUUUGAAGCUAGAAAAUUUACUUUUGGACAAAGAUGGCCAUAUAAAGAUAGCUGAUUUUGGAUUAUGCAAGGAAGACAUAUCGUUCGGUGAUCGAACAAGGACUUUUUGUGGUACACCAGAAUAUUUAGCUCCUGAGGUACUUGAAGAUAAUGACUAUGGUCGUGCGGUUGACUGGUGGGGUGUUGGUGUUGUGAUGUACGAAAUGAUGUGUGGUCGAUUGCCUUUUUAUUCAAAGGAUCAUGAAAAGCUGUUUGAGUUAAUCCUUACUGGUACUAUACGUUUUCCAUCGAAAUUGACAGCACCAGCUAGAGCUUUACUUACUGGAUUACUGAUCAAAGAUCCGAACCAAAGACUUGGCGGAGGACCGGAAGACGCGCAGGAAAUUAUGCAGCACGAAUUCUUCAAUAAUAUUAACUGGGAGAAGUUGUACCGGAAAGAAAUCACUCCUCCAUUCAGGCCGAACGUGCAGUCGGAUACUGAUACUUGUUAUUUCGAUAAGGAAUUUACUCAAGCUCCAGUACAACUUACUCCACCAUCAGUUCAUUCAGGACCUUUGGAUACGGUUGAUGAACUGGAUGAAAUGCAGAAUAAUUUCGUACAAUUUUCUUUUCACAACGUCAUGUCAUCUCCUUUACGUGAUGUUAAUGAUACAAUGGACGCACUCGAAUAA